GUGACAGCCUGCGCUCGGCGGUGUCUCCUGCUCUGAUUCGCUGUAACCUCCCUCCACCUGGCCUAUGCUGCUAUUCUUUGCGAUAUCCCACAGCACCCUUCCUACUCUAUAUUUAGACAUUUAGAUGGCGCAGCAAAUGUGUAAAUAUUUACCAGCACGCUUAUUGAUAGUGAUAUUUUCUUGGCAAUCUGUUUUGUGUGUGAGGAAAUCCAGCGUCCCCGUUUUCGGGUCCCUAUUGUGUGUGUGUGUGUGUGUGUGUGUGUGUGUGUGUGUGUGUGUGUGUGUGUGUGUGUGUGUGUGUGUUUGUAGGUGGACGCGCGUGUUUGCCCGUUUUGUAGCCUCUAUAAUAAUAAUGCAUUAGCAGCAAAAACCUGAAUAUCCCCCCAUCCCCCAUCCUUGGAUUGCUUUAGCCCUAUUUGAGAUUAAUCUGAGGCUCACAGUCAUGGCAUGGGAUAGCAGAGUGACAGUGUCCCACACCACUGAAGGCUUCAAAAUGGGAAAGAAAGUGAAGAAAGAGAGUGCAUCUUCAUGCAAGGAAACGUUUGAACCACUGCCUAUUGAGCUCAAAUCGCCAGCCACAGUAAUGCUGCUGCUGAGCUCCCCAGAGGAAGAGGUCUUAGUGAAAGCCUGUGAAGCAAUCUAUAAAUUUGCAGAGAGAGGAGAUGAGAACGAGGUGGCUCCACUGGGGCUUGGGGCACUGGAGCCUCUCUGUCAGCUCAUCAAUCACAACAACAAAUUGGUCAAACGCAAUGCCUUCAUGGCCCUGGGCAUCAUGGCCGCCAAUGGUGAAGUGAAAAAUGCUCUGAAAAAAGUAGAUGUCAUUCCAUCAAUCAUUGACAAACUGUCACUUGAUGAGGAUACAGUUGUCCAUGAGUUUGCCACUCUGUGCCUGGUCUCUCUGUCAGUGGAUUUCACCUGCAAGGUGCAGAUUUUUGACAAUAAGGGGCUGCCAUCUUUAAUUCAGCUCCUGUCCAGCCCAGACCCAGACGUUGCAAAGAACACAGUGGAGACUAUUUUCAACUUGGUUCAGGACUACCCUUGUCGCCAGGCAGUACAUGAGCUGGGUGGGAUCCCUCCACUGCUGGAGCUGUUGAAGUCGGACUUUCCUGUCAUUCAGCAGCUGGCUUUAAAGACCCUGGCCAAUGUCACCACUGAUAAAGACACACGCACCACCUUCAGGGAGGUGCAGGGCUUCGAGAAACUCAUGGACUUCCUCUGCAAUGAGGACUUCAGUGACCUUCAUGUGGAGGCCUUACAGGUGUUGGCUAAUUGUGUGGGGGAGAGCGAGAGUGUCCAUCUAAUCCACCAGGGGGGUGGACUGACCAGGCUGAUGCAAUUUGUCCUCACCCCCUCCGGACCUGAGGUUCAGUCCAGUGCUGUCAAAUGCAUCAGCAGAGUGGCUCAGAACUCUGAGACCCGUAAGCUGCUCCAUGAGCAAGAUGUGGAGAAGACUUUGGUGGAGCUUCUGUCUGUGGAGGGUGACAUUGUGAAGAUGUCCGCCUGCCAUGCUGUUGCUGCCAUGAGCCUCCAUCUAGCCAGCAAGGACAGCUUCAGAGACCUGGGUGGUAUCCGUGUAUUGGUGCAGUUACUUGGCAGUGAAAGUUCAGCACUGAGAGAGGCAGCAGUGCAGGCCCUCUGUAACCUCACAAAAGGAAGCCGGAUCAAUGCAUUUGCAGUGUAUGAGGCAGGAGGCCAUGAAAUCCUUGUUCAGCAGCUCCAUGACAGCUGUCCCAUGAUGGUAGUCCACACUGCUGCCACCCUUGCCAACAUGGCUGAACAGGAAGUCAUCCGAUGUAGCAUCGUGUCACAGGGAGCUGCACAGGCCCUGGUGGAGCCUCUAAAGUCAGUGAACCCAGAGAUCCUUGUCCCGGCCACACUAUGCCUGGCAGCACUUGUGUGCAAUGCAGAGGCAAGGGCUGAGCUUAACAGUGCAGGUGGCCUCCCCCUAUUGGUCAACUUGCUCUGCUCCAGUCAUAAAGAAGUGCGUCAAAAUGCAUGCUGGGCAGUCAGUGUUUGUGCCAGUGAUGAAUCCAUUGCAUUGGAGAUGUGCAAAAUUGGAGCUCUGGAACUGCUUCAGGAAAUCAACCAGUCUGUGAAUCGUAGGAGCAAGUUCAGUGAGUUGGCCUUGGCCAGGCUGCUUGACGCCAACCUAUCUAUCAAAUACAGCCUCACAGGCUAUUUGACCUCCACAGACAUUACCUCUGAUGGCUUCUACGAUGCUGGAAAGCUUCGUGCAGGUCAGAAGGCUCUUACUCUAGAGGAACUUUCCAAGCAGCCAGUAAACAGGCACCAGCCCAUCAUUGCUGUCAACACAGCAUCAGAAAAAGGGAAGUGGACGGAGGAUGACAAAUAUAAAGAUGAGGAUAAUCAAAAGGCCCAGCUUGAUUCUGCUACCCAGAGGUCAUGGAUGAUGAUGUGUGAUGCUUCACUGCAGAGUCUAGUUACUAAGGCCACCAAAUCCAUCCUCCCACUGAAUGACAAAAGCGAGCAGUACACUGCCUUGGCCAGGUUGGUGAGUCAAGCCAUGGGUGGGCCAGUAGAGAUGGACAAGUUGCAUGAGUUCCCAUGGGAGCUUCACCUCAGCGAACUUAAGUUUGCACUACAAUCUAAUGUUGUUCCCAUUGGUAUGAUCUGUAAGGGGAUCUACUGCCACAGGGCAAUACUCUUUAAGUAUCUGGCUGAUCGUAUAGGUGUGAGCUGCACUCUUGUUAGGGGUGAGUAUAACCGGGCUUGGAAUGAGGUGCUCAUCUUCAAAGGGCCCCCUUCUGUCCCUGGGUGUUCCCCUCAGCCCUGCCGCUACAUAGUGGACCUCAUGCACCAGCCUGGAAGCCUGCUGAAAGCCAACAGUCGCGCUGCUAUACAAUACCAGACGAUAUAGACCUACAUGGUAGAAUAGAAAUAGCACAUAAUACCAUGCCCAGUCACUUCUCUACUAUGUAUUGUUGCAUUUGCAUACUGAAUGUGUCAUAUACUGUAUGGCAGACUUCAGCAAACAAUUGAGUAUUAUUAAAAUCUCAUGUGUUGAUUGCUUCUGUGCAUGAAAACAUGAGUCUAACCAGGAGCACAGUGAUUUGACCUUUGGCUCUUCCUUAGUGUCUCCACUAUGUUGUAACUAAAGAGACAAGUCCAGCUGCUGCCAAUCAGUGAAGGCCAAACAUGGUCAAACUGCAAAUCAGAGCUGGUCAACAGGGUGUUUUUUUUUUUUUUUUUGCCUCAGA
Messenger RNA from Myripristis murdjan (pinecone soldierfish), 3218 nucleotides. RefSeq names its product armadillo repeat containing 3 (gene armc3). The transcript is spliced from 17 exons. The record is from RefSeq and is a predicted model, not a curated record. Gene Ontology annotation, molecular function: protein binding. Bases 443 to 2878 code for a protein of 811 amino acids. NCBI's taxonomy places the organism in Eukaryota, Metazoa, Chordata, Actinopteri, Holocentriformes, Holocentridae.